UUAAGUGAUUUUUCUCAUAUGCGCGAGGAGGCGAUAUAAAAAUUGCGUGCUAAUAUCAAUUGAUACAUAGUACAUAACUGAUUAAGUAAUUAAAAGAAUUGACAAGAUGGAGUCGGGACUUAUGGUCAUGUCUCGACUGUUUUAUUCAAUUGACUCACAUUGUGGUUACUGUAAUGGUAAGAAAGAUGAUCAUUUUGCAUUAGAAAGUCAAUAUACCAAUAGAAGUACAAAUGAUAAAUCAAAUUCUCAUUCUAUGGGGUUUAUGGUCGAACAAAUGACUUGUCUGCAAUAUGAUUUUAUGAUUAAUAAAGGAUGUAGAAGGUCAGGUUGUUAUGUAUAUAAACCAGAUUUACUAAGAUCUUGUUGUAGAUUAUAUACUAUACGAACCACAAUGUCACAUCUAAAGUUAGAAAAGAAUCAUAGGAAAGUUAUAAAUAGAUUUAUGAGAGAGAUAGGUGAUGACCAUGAUCAACCGAUGGAAUUAAUUAAAAAACAGUCUAAGAAUCAAGAAAGAUUUGAUAUAAAUAAUUUAAUUCGAGCGGAGCAAAAGUCAUCUAGAUUCAAAACGGUGUUUGAACCAUCAGCAUUUUCUAAGGAAAAAUUUAAAUUAUAUAAGAAGUAUCAAAUUCAUGUUCAUAAUGAUGCUCCUGAAGAUGUCACAGAAACAUCAUUUACAAGAUUCCUAUGUCAGACCCCAUUUGAAGAUCUGGUAGUAUUUGGUCAAAAUGAAGAGUGGGAUGAAUUGAACAAUUGGAUUAACAACUGGUCAGAGUCAACUGCAAAAAAGAUGAGACAUAGAAGGAUUGGCCCAACUCAUGUCUGCUAUUACAUAGAUGGAAUUCUAGUUGCAUUUUCUGUUUUAGAUUUCUUACCUACUGGUGUCUCUUCUAUAUACUUUGUUUGGGAUCCAGAUUAUGCACAUCUUUCAUUAGGAACUUUAUCAGGUCUUCGAGAGAUUCAGAUGUGUGAGCAAUUGCUGUUGGGAUACUAUUACCUUGGCUUUUAUAUUGAUGAUUGUCCAAAAAUGAGUUACAAACUGAAAUUUGGAGGUGAAUUAUUAGAUUUGAGUAACAAUUUGUAUGUACCACUAGAAAAAGUUAAACCUCUUAUAAAACAUGGGAGAUUAUUUGUACUAGGUGAAGAAGGAUUUGAAAAUGAUAAAGAGUUUAAGAUGGACAAUGGCUCUCCUAAAAAUUGGGAUAAUAGAAAAAUAAGUAAUGUUUCUGAAAAGAUUUACGGUAAUGAACUAAUCUAUUCAUGUGCUGCUAAUGAUUUAAAGCUACUAAAAAAUAAAUAUCAUAUUGAUUUCGGACUAAGCAAAUAUGGGCCUGAAUCGAAGAGGCCUUCCAUACCAGCAGUUUUCCCUGGAUUAAAGCCUUUAUGGCAAAUAAUUGAUUUACUAGAUGACACUACGUUAAACAAUCGACUUAGCAUAAUAAUCUUUGACAAUGCAGUCGGAAUUCCUCGUAGAAGCAAAUUUGUACAGUUGAAUCUGUUUGAAAAGCUGAGGGUCAUUGAGUUUGUCCGACUAUUUGGUCCUGACUUUAUUCAAAAUAGCAUUAUAUUCUUUUAGAUCAGGACCCAUCAAUUGAGGGGUAGCGAGUACUAGAGUUUAUACAUUCAUAUACUAUGUACUUUAGAAAAUCAAUAUAAGCCAAUAACGAGGUUGGAAAAUCUAAUUACUUUUCUGAAAAGGGUAAUUUGGUUCCGGAUAAGAUCCCCUCUAUUUUUCAACCGUUUAUAUACAGGAAAAUCAACAAAGUGGGGGAUACUCCGAGAUCCGAAACGGAACCGAAUAUAUG
This is a messenger RNA of Scheffersomyces amazonensis, 1802 nucleotides long. Its product is annotated as arginyltransferase. The coding region runs from base 107 to 1573 and encodes 488 amino acids. The record is from RefSeq and is a predicted model, not a curated record. NCBI's taxonomy places the organism in Eukaryota, Fungi, Ascomycota, Pichiomycetes, Serinales, Debaryomycetaceae. Gene Ontology annotation, molecular function: arginyl-tRNA--protein transferase activity. Gene Ontology annotation, biological process: protein arginylation. The transcript has a single exon. Gene Ontology annotation, cellular component: cytoplasm.